Messenger RNA from Vicia villosa (hairy vetch), 2559 nucleotides. RefSeq lists its product as uncharacterized. Bases 1937 to 2383 code for a protein of 148 amino acids. The record is from RefSeq and is a predicted model, not a curated record. The transcript has 3 exons. NCBI's taxonomy places the organism in Eukaryota, Viridiplantae, Streptophyta, Magnoliopsida, Fabales, Fabaceae.
UCUCUCUCAUACUCUCUUACCUCACUUUUUCUGUUCUAUACUUCUCCAUCUCUCCCGUUUUCUUUCUUCUCUCUUUCCCACUCAAACCCUAAUAUUUUCGUCCAUUUCUCCAUCCAAUCUAUGACCACCACCACCCCAAUGGAAAAAUCAAAGGCAUAUUCAUACUCUUUGUCUCACGGCCUUCUUAAUGAACCAGAUAGAUUUUUAUUUCGAGAAACUUCGUCGUCCACCUCUGUUUCGCCUUCUCCGACCAUCACAACUCGAAAUGGAAAAAGGAAAGGUUUUUCUUGCAAUUUCUCCUUCUUCGAUGUACUUUUUGUUGUUAACAUUUUCUACUGGAUGAUUAGUAAGGUUUUGGAGCAUAUGAUAUGAAUUUUAUGUAUUGUUGUGUGUAACAUCUAAAAGAGAGGAUUUUGAGAAGUUGGUUCUUCACUUCUUAGUUUUUGACAAGAUUUAUAUUAGAGAGGAGAAAACUGGAACAGGCAUAGAGAAUCUUUCAUCUUCAUUGUAAGAAAUAAUUAAAUGGUUUCAAGGUUUUUGUAGUUUCAAGGUUUGUAUCUGUUUCAAAGUUUUAGUUUUUUCAUUUUUUCAAUGGUUCAUAUGCUUAUCAGUAUGUAUUAUUUUAUCUUUUUAUGCAUUGAAAGUGUUUGAUAAAAGAUCUACAUGUCUUUGUUUUUCCCUAUUAUGCAUUGUCUUGCCUUUAUAAAAUCAGUUCAGUUUAAAUUCAACUAAUACAUUUAACAUGUAGGUUUCUAUCCAAAUUUCAAGACACUAAGCAAGACGAUUUGAAUCACACGCAUCCAAUCAGCUUUUACACUUCUGUUUAUUUUAUCCAUACAUCCGGAUGUGUUUAUUCUGCUACUGACCUGGUUUUGCUUUUUCUUAUAUAUGACCACAUGGAUGACAUUUCAACAUGUUAGUACUCUGUCAUAUUUAAACAUUGUUGUCAUAUUUAAAUGACUUUUUCCGCGGGUUUUCAUCAAUGAAACUCUCAAGUCUGAAGGUCUUUGCUUCGCUUUUAGAAUGGUCUGCGAUUUUUAGCUUUUCUGAUUCAUAGCUAUUCUGUUUGUAAGCUGUGUAUUUUCACUAACUUGUCUUUUAGUAACCUCUCUUUUUGUAAUAUUUUAUGGCUUAUGUCGGAUUCUCUUGGUUUUCUAACUUCUGUUCUAUGUAUUUCUGUAUGCAUAACAAAAACAGUUUCGAAACAAUAUAUCUUUUAGUUGUUUCUUAAGUGUGUAUUUUGUUUAAACACAUAUACUUAUGUUCUAUGUAUUUUUGUAUGCAUGAAAAAACUGGUUGAUGUUAUUUAAUUAAGGGACUAAUUUACAAUUUGGUUAAUUCGCGAUACUAAAUUGUAGUAUCUCAUGGACAAUGCCUUAACCUGUUAAAAACUGUCAUUUAGAUAUUAAAUGGACUCAAUUGUCAACCUCUCUUGCAUAGUAUGGAUAUUCCAUUUUUGUGUUUGUUGACAUUAUAUAUUAAAUGGACUCAUUUUAUGUUAGCUUAUUAGAUUUCUUAACUUUCUAUAGUUUUAUAACUUUCUAUAGCUUAUCAAGAAUUGCAGAUGCUGCUUUAUUCUUAGCGCCUAUGGUAUGCAAUCUGAUCUGUUCUUUACUUCAUAUUUCCCAUCUUUGCCUCCUUUCAUUAUUUAAUGCUUAUUUUUUAAGUAUCAUAAUUGAGUUUUCAUUUGUAAGAUUAAGGUUAUUUUGAUGUAAUAGGCAGGUAUGUAUGCUUGAAAUCGUGUUGUGGACAUCUUUUGAUGCAAGUUUAGGCUAUUCUUUUGGAAGAUGUACAUGGUCUGAUCAGAUCCAGCAAGUUUUUUGGGAACUGUUAUGCAAACUCCAAAUUGCAACCAAAUGAUUCUUUGGCAGGUUGGCAAGUUGCAAAUCGAUAUUGAUGCAAUUUGCAGUUGAUUCACAGUUAUUGCUAUUGUUUGAUGUGGUUUAAUUACAAAGAGCUGGGAACGUUACCGUCGGGAAACUACUCAGGCACAGUGCUUUUGAUUUUUCUACGCUUCAGUGAUGAAACAAAACAAUCAAGCAAAGUUUUCUUGAAUUUCUUUAAGGAGAGGCACAUAUUUGCUUCUCAAGGAACGGUUUCUACUCGCUCUGCAGUGUGUUCUUCUCUCACCACUUCUGUUGCUAUCUCUCAUGGUGUUGCUCAUUCAUUCUUUCAUGGUUCUUUGGGAUUUUCUCUCAUUGUCAUGUGUGAUGUUGUUGUUACGAGAAAUCUUGGCUACCAAGCUCAAGUGCUUAAUACGCUUCUUGAUCAAUUGUCUGGUGGCGCGACUCCACUUUUUGAAGAGAGGCUAGAAGAAGAUGUUGAACACAUUGAUAUAUUAACAUCAACAAAUAUUUUAACAUAUAAUGUGCAGGUGUGGUGAUAGUUGAAAUCAGUUUGAAGAAUUAUUUUAUGGAACUACUAAUGCUACUGGCUAUUGAUUUAAUUAUUUUUUAACAUUAAAAAAUAUUCAUAGUAUUUAAUUCCAACACAAGUUGUGUAAAAUUGACGGUAUAAAAUAUUCAUUGGCAAUAUAUUAUAAAGUAUAUUCAUUGACAA